This is a messenger RNA of Prosopis cineraria, 1072 nucleotides long. RefSeq names its product enoyl-CoA delta isomerase 1, peroxisomal. Gene Ontology annotation, cellular component: peroxisome. Lineage: Eukaryota; Viridiplantae; Streptophyta; Magnoliopsida; Fabales; Fabaceae. The coding region runs from base 247 to 945 and encodes 232 amino acids. Gene Ontology annotation, molecular function: delta(3)-delta(2)-enoyl-CoA isomerase activity; enoyl-CoA hydratase activity. Gene Ontology annotation, biological process: fatty acid beta-oxidation. The transcript has a single exon. The record is from RefSeq and is a predicted model, not a curated record.
CCAGUAAUUAAUUAAUGCUAAUCCACCCAUCUAAAAUUUAAUGUAAUAUGAAUCAUGAAGUCUUCUCACCAGUAGCCUGUUCCAACACGCCAGUUAAAAAAAAAUCAUCAAUUCUAAGCUGUCCUUGUGAGGUAUCGUAAUGCGCGGGGAAUCAUCACCCUUAAAAGCCCAAACCAACAUGACGAAUAUUGAUCCCCACUUCUUUCUUCUGUUUCGCAAUCAACACAGGAUAAGCUAAGCUACAGAAUGUGCUCGUUGGAGAAGAGAGGCAACAUCUUCAUCUUAACACUUACCGGCACCGAUGAGCACCGGCUCAACCCCACGCUUCUCAAUGCCAUUCGAUCCGCUCUCCGUCGUGUCCGAUCUGAAGCAUCCUCCUCCUCUGCUCUCAUCACCACCGCCCACGGAAAAUUCUUCUCCAACGGCUUCGAUCUCGCCUGGGCCCAAGCUCAGACCUUCGAAGAACGCAUGGUCUUCAUGACCUCCUUGCUUCGAUCGGUUGUCACUGAUCUAAUUUCCCUCCCUAUGCCUACAAUCUCCGCCGUGACCGGACACGCCUCCGCCGCAGGCUGUAUCCUCGCCUUGAGCCACGAUUACGUCCUGAUGAGGAGCGAUAGGGGGUUUCUCUACUUGAGCGAGCUCGACAUCAAGAUCGUCUUUCCGCCUUGGUGCAUCGCCCUUCUCAAGGCCAAGAUCGGGUCACCAGCGGCUCGCCGUGAACUGGUCAUGAAAGCGGCCAAGGUCACGGCUAAGCAGGCGGUGGAGCUGCGUAUCAUCGAUUCGGCUCACGAUAACCCCGAGGAGACGGUGAAGGCUGCCGUUGAACUGGGCCAGGGCUUGGUUAAGAGGGGAUGGGAAGGGCACGUGUACGCUCAGAAUCGAAUGGCAAUGCUUGCUGAUGUACUGGACUCCACUGGAGCCACCCGCACUGGAUCGCGGCUCUAAGAGACACGAGGACAAUCUUGCCUUUCGCAAACUAGCAUAGGCUCUCCCGCGCGAUGCUCGGGGAGCAUAAACUUCAAAAAAUUAUAUUGUAUAAAUGUUUAUAAAGUUAUUCAUUUUAUGUCAACAA